AAUUAAUUGUCGCUAAAUUUUAUUUUUAAAUUCAAGUGACAAUUUUUCACGUAAAAAGUGAUGUGAAAUAAUUUAAAAAAUAAAAAUAAACCGAAUUUUUCACGCGUUAAUUUCUUCAAUAGCGGCGUUAAUAGAGCGGGAAUUUUUAAACUCACCCGACAUAUUUUAUUUUGCUUAUCAAUCAAGCAAGCUUUUGUUUGCUUCGCGGCUCGCUUGAUUAGGACUUGAAUAAACAAAUUCUGGGUGUUGAAUAAAAAAAAAAAAAAAAAGUAAUAAAUUACACGAAUUUUUCUAUUCGCUAAGAGUGUCGUGUUCUAGUGGUUGAGUUGAAUUUUUAGUGGAUCUGAAGAAAAAAAACUUGUCGACCGAGUUCAUUUCGUUAAAAUAAGGUCAAGAGAGUUGGCAGCAGCAUCAUUUGAUACUGCUACUGACUUUGCCGGAGGGAGUAUUAUUUACAGUAAUAUAUCCUGGCAGCAGUGUAGAUGUAAAAAGAGGAGCAAAACCGAUCCGAAACCGAGCACUGGGAUGGGAGAGAAAGACAAAGGGAUGAUUUUGUAGUGGGCAGGAGAUUGGUCGCAUCAAAUGCUGUCAGCGCUAGAAAUCGAGAGCUGGUGUGACUGAAAAUGAGCGCGAUGCAAACGGGACGUGACAACGAGUCGGGGCCGAAGUUCGUAGGGUUGCAAACGAACAUUCUAAUUUAUCUAGUACUCUCUCAAUUUCUCAUACAAAUUGGCACCUUUAUUUAUCUGUGUGCGUAUAUUUCGCGACUGGAGAGCGAGAUCCAAGAUCUGGUCGCUCAGGUUGCUGACGAUGACGCUGAAAACACCAUCGAGGGGACUAACGACUUCGUUAGGCGAAAACGUAGCAGUGCUCUUCCUCUUCCUGAAGAUAAUGCUGUAUCCGAGGUUUUCAGGUUCGAAGUGAUGGACGCACUCUGCAGAAAAUCAGCAGAAUACUGUCCUCCAGGACUGCCAGGCAUUCCAGGGUCUCCAGGACUUCCCGGAGAUCGGGGACUGCCAGGAACACCAGGCCCAAUAGGUCCAGAAGGGCCACCGGGAAUUCCGGGGUACACUGGAGAACGUGGACCACGCGGAGAACCCGGACCUCCUAGUUUUGAUGGUCGCGACGGCAUCCCCGGAGAGCCGGGACUCGACGGCAUACCUGGAAGAAGUGGUCUUGACGGGAUUCCGGGCACUGACGGCAAAGAUGGACGUGACGGGACUCCCGGAUUGCCUGGACGAAAUGGGAUAGACGGCAAAAGAGGACUCAAAGGCUCGACUGGACCCCCAGGACCUCAAGGGCCACCCGGCGCUCGAGGAGAACGCGGUAUUCCAGGAACUCCAGGCAAAGACGGGACUCCAGGAAUGCCCGGAGUGGUGGCGUGGGAAGUCAGGAGAAAUGACAGCAGAUCCAAUGAACUGCUCAUACCGCCCUCUAUUCUCAGUGAGAAUCUUCCGAGACACGUCACCUCUGUACCGGAGCGGUCAUAUUUGCAAUUGCAGUGCGGGGCUAGCGGUAAUCCGAGACCUGUUAUCCAGUGGUCGAAGACCAGCGGUGCGGCGAUACCCAUCGGCUCUUGGCAUCAUUCGUCAGUAAUUGGAACUAUUCUGAAUAUUACCGUUGUUAACCGAGAACACAUGGGAGAAUACAUGUGUAUAGCUGACAACGGAAUACCGCCUCGGGCUAGUUACAAAUUUCGUCUCGAGGUACAAUUUCCGCCGUUCAUCAGAGUCUGUCACCAGACAAUAAGAGUCCAGUUGGGCGGGAUGGCUAUUUUAGAGUGUGACAUUGAAGCUUUUCCCGAACCGUCAGUUUGGUGGGAAAGAGACGAUGGCAAGCCUUUGGAACAGUCGCCUAAACACCGAAUGGAAGUUUAUGACAAGAGAGAUUUGUACAAAUUUAAAAUGCGGCUAAACAUCACGAAAAUAACGUACCAAGAUCACGGGUCGUACCACUGUGCGGCGAAGAACGUGAUGGAUAUAACAAAGGGCACGGUGAUGGUUUAUGAUGGCACAAAGAGAGUAUCGAUGGAUAGCGGCGAGUUACGCCGCGAAGUGGUUUAUGGGGAGAGACCACCCAAAAAAGUAGACAUACAUGAUAUUUGUCCGCCUCAACUCAGCUGCGAUAAUUGCCCGCAAAACAAAUGCGGGUUUUCCGACUUUGGCGGGUGCUUUGACAUCAGGCAACUCGUCAGCGAUGUUAAUUACACCGGAUUAUCGCCUCGACAGGGUGUGGGGAUACUGGAAGCCGUCGGAAAGCCGGUGUUCAAAGGGAAUAUGGAUGAUACUCACGGAUAUUGGAUGUAUGACGCUUUGCCGAGAACAGAAUCUAUAUCUGAGAAGCUCUGGGUCACACGCAGCAACAACUCUUGGUAUAUAUUUGAGUAUAACAAAAAAGACGAUGUCAAGAGAGGUCAAUCACGCUCUAUACGCCUGCCCUAUCCAUUCAAGGGCAACGGACACGUUGUGUACAAUGGAUCAUUUUACUACAACCCGGAAAAUCGGAGCUCAAUUUACCGUCUGGACCUGGGGAGUGCACAGACCACCCACAAUAAGCCGCAGUAUCACAUGGAGCUAAUUCUCCCGGGAUUAAGAAUAAAUGAUAACAACUACUUGUAUUCACGUGACCACGACUCGAGCUACGUGGAUUUUGACGUAGAUGAGAACGGUUUAUGGGUCAUUUAUGGUCUGCCGUUGAACUACACAGCAGUGUUGAAAGUUGAUACCGUAAACAUGCGAGCUCAACAGGCCUGGAAUAUAAGCAUCGACCAUCACAGAUUCGGGGAGAUGUUUAUUGCUUCCGGCGUGCUCUACGCAGUUCACAACGUCACUGGGCCUAGUUUAGAAAUACGACUGGCACUGGAUUUAUACAGACACGCGAUCCUCGACGUUCACCUGUCGUUUUCAAAUCCCUUUCGUAAAACGACAAUGAUUCGAUAUAAUCACAAGAUGAAAGAACUUUACACAUGGGACAAAGGAAAUCUUCUAGCAUAUCCGGUGAAAUAUCAAGACACCAACAGUACCAUCGGCUAUUAUUAAGUGUAUAUUUUUGAUUUAA
Cotesia glomerata is the source of this 3057-nucleotide messenger RNA. RefSeq lists its product as uncharacterized. Gene Ontology annotation, biological process: signal transduction. NCBI's taxonomy places the organism in Eukaryota, Metazoa, Arthropoda, Insecta, Hymenoptera, Braconidae. The transcript is spliced from 15 exons. The record is from RefSeq and is a predicted model, not a curated record. Bases 624 to 3038 code for a protein of 804 amino acids.